CAGGAAUGGAAGGAGCUGAAAUUAAUAAGUCAUUAUUGGCAUUGAAGAAUGCAUCAGAGCACUUGGCCGGAGAGGAGCCCAUCUUCCUUUCAGAGCUAGCAAACUAACUCAGGUUCUACGAGACUCCUUCAUUGGCGACAAGUCAAGGACAUGCAUGAUCGCGAUGAUCAGCCCGGGCAUGAGCUCGUGUGAGCACUCGCUGAACACACUGCGCUACGCGGACCGCGUGAAGGAGCUGGCGGCCACCGACCCAGUGGAGGGGGGCAAGGGGGGCAACUACAGUGAUGGCGAGGGCAGUGGCAGAGAGGGUGGCGGCGGCAACCUGGAUGAUAGUGACUUGGCCACCUUACGCUCUCUCAAUGAGGGUGAACUGUCAGCCGACCUGUUGACAUUCCACGAGGCAGUAUCACAGCUGCAACUGCAAGAGGAGGAGCUGCUCGAUUCACACAAAGCUCUGGUCACCGAGUUCAUUCCCGACUGGCGCGAGAGGCAUGCAAGGUUGCACGCCAUGACACGCAACGUCGACUACGAUCAAGAUGCAUACUCGUCCGAACUGGAGGCAUUGGCCAUGGAGGAGAUUAACACGAAUAUGAAUUUUCUGAAGAAGGUUCAGGCAUUCCGAAAACAGCUGGUAGCCGAAGAGCAGUUCAGCAAGAACAUUAAACCGAAAACCAACCAAUAAAUUGAACUGUCAAGAGUCCUACAUCACCGUCGAUGUGUUUAACUAUUUAUUUAUUCUAGUAAAUAUAAUCAUCCAUUCUAUCGAGCGCCCCUACUUGGUUCCUUAUGGAAUGCUUAGUGAUUAUGAAUCACAUUGAAAACCAAUGGCUUGGAUUGCUUGCAAUCUGGCAAAUCUGAAAUUCUAUGACUACUUCCUUAAUAAAUUAUUUCAAUCUAUAUUACUACUGUUUGUAAAUUACAUGAAAUGUGAUGAGUUAGACACUUGUAUAAAUAUUUUGAGUAAGUAAAACUGACUACUACUUUCACUGAGUCGUGAUAUUUAGAUAAAUUUAUGUUAAAGAUCAGAAUCUUCACUGAUCAUAUCGAAUGUGAAAUGAAUAAUAAAUUACUGGGAAUGAACAACUAAAUAUAUACUUAAUAUUUAAUCUUUCAGCUUUACUAGGAGCUAUUCAACCAUUUUUGUGUUGCAAUGCUUUUUCUAUGCAUGGAAUAGAAUUCUACAAACAUAAAUUUCAAAGCAAGCCAUAAGUUACCAAUAGUUUUGACAUCGGUUCACUCUCAUCUUGAUAGUGGUGAUAAAAAUGCUAGAAUCAACCAAAAUUGCUGAUUUUACGAAACUCUUGAUAUUUAAUUUAUUAAUUAUAGUUUUUAUUCUGUGUUUUAUAUGAAAUAUUGUAUGUGGACUGCUCUAAGAUAUUAGAAAUUUAAAAAGUAGCUGUAUUUAAUGUUUUAUUGUUUGUUGAGUUUGAACUGAAAAUUAGAAUUAAAUUGAAAUAUACGCCUUAAUAUUUUUAACUAUAUUGACAGUUGAGUAUCAUCUUACUAAUUUUCGCUUUUAUAUUUGUACUCAUACUGUAUAAUAAAUUCCAGUUAUAAUAUUUUUUAUAUAUCAGUAACAAUUUAAAAGAGAAUAAUAAAUUGAUCAGUCACUUUGAUAACACAAUUUUGUUAUUAAUACCAAUAAUGGAAAUUCAUAUUUGUUCUUUAUUUUAUUGUUAGUCAAUAGAUAAAUCAUUUUCAUGAACGAUAACAGAAGUUACUACUCUAUCUAUUCAAUAAAUUCAGAUUAUUCACGUUUACAUCUAGAAUCCUAGUAUACCAGAUUUUCUCGUGAAAAUAUAAUAUCCAUUUUUGAAUCCAAUCUGUUUCCCAGCAUGAACUUGAAUCCAUAUAUUAGCGUGAAAACAAUAUCUUUGAAGAAUGCGUGAACGAUUGUUCACUAUAAAGUUUCUGUAUUAUACUGAGGAACAAGCUUCAGCAUAGUUUGAGGCUUUCUAUUAUAAUAAUUUGUACAGGUUUGAUAUUUCAUGAACUUACCUCAAAUUAUCCAGCACAGUGAACUCAUUGACUCCUGUACUUAUUGAGUGUAAUCUGGUUCACCGAUUCAUUAUAAUUUUUAAAAGAUUUCACCAGAAUAUUUCCAUAGAUUCUUGAGCAUCUAUAUGAUUCCUACUUUUCAAAUGCCUUAUUUUACAUUUAGCUUAAUUUCUGUUGUGUGUAAUCAUCGUCAAGAUAUUGUUGAACUGAGUGUUUGAUUGUUUAUUUUUAUACAAAUCUGGAAGAGAUUAUUAAUGUGCAAGUGAUAAUAACAAUGUUUGUUCAACCAAAAUUGCUGAUUUUACGAAA
Nilaparvata lugens (brown planthopper) is the source of this 2307-nucleotide messenger RNA. Its product is annotated as kinesin-like protein KIF2A. Gene Ontology annotation, biological process: microtubule-based movement. The transcript is spliced from 4 exons. The record is from RefSeq and is a predicted model, not a curated record. Gene Ontology annotation, molecular function: microtubule binding; ATP binding; microtubule motor activity. The coding region runs from base 155 to 682 and encodes 175 amino acids. NCBI's taxonomy places the organism in Eukaryota, Metazoa, Arthropoda, Insecta, Hemiptera, Delphacidae.